ACUAGACUUGCUAUAACAAUGAGCAUGAGCUGGUUAAUAACAAUUUUAGCCAUUGCUGCUUUCUUUUCUUCCCAAUUAGCUUAUGCCUAUGAUCUCAAUCCUCUACAAGACAUAUGUGUUGGAGUUAAAGACACUAACGCUUCUGUAUUCGUGAAUGGAAAGAUUUGCAAAGACCCAAAACUAGCCACAACAGAUGAUUUCUUUGCUUCAGGACUUAAUGUAAGAGGAAAUAUAGUUCGAGCUAAGUUUGGUUAUUCUAUAACUGUUGUGGAUGUAAACACAAUGCCUGGACUCAACACACUUGGUAUUUCUUUCAUUCGAGCUGACCUUGAGCCACGUGGCCUUAUUCCACUACACACACACCAACGAGCUACUGAGCUCAUAACUAUAUUGGAAGGAACUAUUUAUGCUGGAUUUCUUCUACCUGAUUCUCCAAAUAUCUUUAAGAGUCAUCUCUUCUCGAAAAUUUUGAAUCCUGGCGAUGUUUUUGUGAUACCACAGGGUCUUAUUCACUUCCUGUAUAACGUGGGGAAAAAAAAUGCAACCGUACUCGCUUCUUACAAUAGUCAAAAUCCUGGAUUCGUCAUGAUUCCUAAUUCCAUCUUUGCUUCGGAUCCACCUAUUCUCGACGAUGUUCUUGCCAAAGGUUUCCAGCUUGAUAAGAAAGCGAUUAAACAACUCCGGAAGAAAUUCUCUGAUUAG
Messenger RNA from Nicotiana attenuata, 702 nucleotides. Its product is annotated as germin-like protein subfamily 1 member 17. Bases 19 to 702 code for a protein of 227 amino acids. Gene Ontology annotation, cellular component: cell wall. Gene Ontology annotation, molecular function: manganese ion binding. The transcript has 3 exons. NCBI's taxonomy places the organism in Eukaryota, Viridiplantae, Streptophyta, Magnoliopsida, Solanales, Solanaceae. The record is from RefSeq and is a predicted model, not a curated record.